CCCACCCUCUCGAGUCUCAGGUCACGGAAGUGAACCAAACUGGUCAAAGCCGGAACCAGUUCUCAGAGCUCCAAAAUGGUGAUGGAGAUGGACUGCAGAAAUUGGAACGAAGACGACUACAGAGAUACCAUAGUACAAGAAAGAGAGCUACAGUGUCGAACCGUUUUCCGAACCGCUUUUGCCCCAUCUCAAAACCGUAAUCCUGACCUCAUCGUCACCGCCUCCAGCGAUGGCUCAAUCGCUUCUUACUCUCUCUCCCAUUGUCUCGGUUUAGGGUUUGGAAAUGCCAGGGCUGAGAAUGUGUUGGUGGCUGAGUCCGACUGUUUCAUUCAAGGGCAUGAUGGACCUGCUUACGAUGUCAAGUUUUACGGUCACGGUGAAGAUUCCUUGUUAUUGAGUUGUGGGGAUGAUGGUCGGAUUCGAGGAUGGAGGUGGAAGGAAAUUUUGAGUUCAGAUGUGUCUAUGCAAGGAGGCCAUUUGAAGUCUGUACUCAAUUUGGUGAAUCCUCAACAUAAAGGUCCUUGGGGUGCACUUUCCCCAAUCCCAGAGAACAAUGCAAUUGCUUUUGAUUUUCAGGGAGGAUCCAUUUUUGCGGCUGCUGGUGAUUCUUGUGCAUAUUGUUGGGAUGUGGAAAAAGGUGAAAUCAAAAUGGUUUUCAGGGGGCAUUCGGACUAUUUGCAUUGUAUUGUUGCCCGCAAUUCUCGAAAUCAGAUCGUAACUGGUUCAGAGGAUGGGACAGCUCGAAUAUGGGAUUGCAAAAGUGGAAAGUGUGUACAAGUAAUUGAUCCGAAGAAGGAUGAGAAGUUGAAAGAAUUCUUUCCAUGUGUUAGCUGCAUUGGUCUCGAUGCAAGUGAGAGCUGGUUGGCUUGUGGAAGUGGUCAGACUGUAUCAGUUUGGAGUCUUACUGCUGGUGAAUGCAUAUCAAGGAUCUCCACUCAUGCUUCUAUCCAAGAUGUCCUGUUUGACGAAAAUCAAAUUUUAGCAGUUGGAGCAGAACCCCAGCUUAGUAGAUUUGACAUGAAUGGGGUUAUUCUCUCACAAAUUCAAUGUGCUUCCCAGUCUGCGUUUUCUGUCUCCUUGCAUCCAUCGGGUGUAACAGCUGUGGCUGGUUAUGGAGCUUUAGUAGAUAUUAUCUCACAGUUUGGAAGCCACUUGUGCACAUUCCGGUGCAGAUGCCAAUGAAUGAAGUUUACCAAGCAUAGGCUUAUGAUGGCAUUCAUUGAUGAAUUUAGUUUUACCAGAAAGAGCAGAGGAAAGGCUUUACAAGUAAGAAGGUGACAGUGUCCAGCCAAAUUGUUGCUCGUAGUUCAGCAUAGAUUGCUGUUGUACCCUUGAUUCGCAGUUUAUGAGCAACAUUACUACAAUUAUGUGAGCCAGUGUUAGACCGAUGACGGUUUGUUCCGGUUAAUCUGUGAAAAUGCUGAUUACAUAUAUAUGAUGUUUCUUAUUUGGAUCAAAGGAUUGAGGUAGCAAUUUCCAUGCGACGUUAAGAUUGGAUGGCAAGGAAAGGUACCUAUUUUUGUAAACUUUAGUCAGUGGCAUAAUGGUCAUUGGUCACUAUGCAAAGCAUGCAAGAAGUUGUCCAAAUAUGAUAUUUUGCUGAGAA
Molecule: messenger RNA, 1606 nt
Organism: Ilex paraguariensis (yerba mate)
Lineage: Eukaryota; Viridiplantae; Streptophyta; Magnoliopsida; Aquifoliales; Aquifoliaceae
Source: the annotation of a GenBank genome assembly